Messenger RNA from Venustampulla echinocandica, 942 nucleotides. RefSeq lists its product as uncharacterized. NCBI's taxonomy places the organism in Eukaryota, Fungi, Ascomycota, Leotiomycetes, Helotiales, Pleuroascaceae. Gene Ontology annotation, cellular component: RAVE complex. Bases 1 to 942 code for a protein of 313 amino acids. The record is from RefSeq and is a predicted model, not a curated record. The transcript has 3 exons.
AUGGCUACCGCCAUAUAUCCCUACAUUGCACCAAAAGAACUCAAAAAAGAAGAAGACGAUUCUACCGCCCGCGAGCUCUCCUGGCUUCUCGACUCCGUACAAGAAACUCUCGCCUCGCUGAAAUCAGGCCUAGAAGAAUGCUAUGCUUUGCUAGCACCGAUAGAACCGGGUUCGACGCUCGUAACGUCGAGUCCGCGGAGUGAAAGCGUGAAGGGACAUAUUACGAGGGUGGGAACGACGAUUGUUAAAGGGUCGCUCCACCUCCGUCUACGCACCUAUUCUCCCCUCCAACUCAGUAUCUCCCAAGAGCACCCCCUUAUCCUCCCCCAGCUCUCCCGCCUCCGCGCGCUCCUAAACCAAUCUCUCGACUGCGUCGACAUAACCCGCUGGACGGGUGACCGACAUUCAGCACCUUUUAUAACGUCCCAACUACACCUCCUCCACAGCAUCCUCAUCGAGGCCCUAUCCCUAUUGAAAGGCCCUGUACUCUUACAACCAACAUCAGACACACCACCACAAACCCCAUCCUUGACAGAUAUCGAGGCCUCGGUUUCAGCUCACUCCCCGCCAUGGAACGAAAUAUCCUACGACGCUCAAACAUUCACGCCUGCCCUUCCACAAAACCUCUCCUUGCAUUUCCUCCCCACAUCGUCAUCGUUAAUUCUUACCGUCCGUGUUCUGGAACCGACUUCCACCCCGCCGUCCACAUUCAAUAAACUCGCACUAGCCAUCGGCGCCCAGAGACGCUUGGAGCAUGAUGAGAUUGAUGAGGUGUUUAUGUACAAGGGCGAGGAGGUGAGGGUUAGAGAGAAGGUUAGAGUGGAGAGUAGUGCCGAUCCGGUGCUACUUGUGCUUGGGGCGAAACUGGGGAGUUUGGAGAGGUGUGUCGAGGCGGGACGGAUGGGGUUGAGGGCAGUGCUAGGAGUUGACGAUGAGGGGUAG